This is a messenger RNA of Puntigrus tetrazona (Sumatra barb), 2576 nucleotides long. It is a transcript of the gene ddo, whose product is annotated as D-aspartate oxidase. Gene Ontology annotation, molecular function: D-amino-acid oxidase activity; FAD binding. NCBI's taxonomy places the organism in Eukaryota, Metazoa, Chordata, Actinopteri, Cypriniformes, Cyprinidae. The record is from RefSeq and is a predicted model, not a curated record.
UAGGACAAACGGUCCCAGCCUCGUUUAAGUGGGUAGACGUGACUUGAGUUGACCUGUAUCGAGUUUGUUCUGUAAUCGAGCGCUUAACGAAUUAAUGAUGAAUGUUUGUUAAGAGUGUGAGUGAUAAUUCACAGGGCUGGUUGUGUUUGUUCAUGCAGCAGCAGGUCUGUGGGCUGGUAAGUAAGCGAGUGAAAGUACACGCGCACCUGCUUUGAAACUACAUGUUUAACACUACAGUAGUGUCUGGUAAUAGCCUGAUUUUGCACAACGUUAACAUUGGCUUUACUACACUUACUCUAUCUGCGCAAUGUUGUAGAUAUUCAUGCUAAAUAACCUGCAUUGAGGCAAUAGGCAUUUAUUCUCACUACUGGCACGAUUUCUCAAUGUAUUUAAUGCUUGUUUGUUUCAAUAGAAGCACGGGUGCGUAGUCCAGUCCAGUUCUGUAAAUGUUUAAAAUCGUGUAUUCCUGGGUGUGUGAAUGUUAAAGACGACAUUCAAAAGAGAAACGUGCAUCUUUAUUAUUACUUUGCAGAUAUUAUGAUGAAGUUGAUUUCACGUUGGGAUUAUUAAAAAAAAGUUUUAUAGUGUAUAUUUUCUUUUAUGCUGCUUGUAAAUAGUGUCACCCCAGUAUUAUAGUGCAUUACACAGUAACCACACAGUAACAACUUAUUAAAUUAUUAAAUUGGUGGCUUAUUGGGACAAUAAAGCCCUCCCUACACCCACCCCAAGCCUACCAGAUGCUUUAUUUUCACCUUUUUUUGUUGUUAUUUCCUUAAUUUUUAGUGAAAACAAAUGUUUUUCUGAUGCGGCUGAUUCAAACCCGGGCAGAUCGAGUCAAAAUCGGUAGCUAUUUAAUAAAAGCUACGAUUUACAGUUAAUAUCAUAUUAACAUUAACGUAAUAACUUUGAGAGAACCUUGCCAGAAUGUUCUGGGAAGGUUCUCUGCCAGCUGAGUAAGCAGGACGGUCUGUAGUUUAUUGACUUUAUUGGCACAGAUCCUCAUAUUACGAUCGUCUUGAAUGCAUGAUAAAGUCUGGUCAUAGCACCAGCCUUUCGUUUCCCGUUUCAGUGAUUUUCCUUAAUAAAUAAAAACGCAUAGUGACACGCAUAAUGCAGAGUGCACUCUCGGAUCCGGAAUAGAACAUUGGUUUAAUGAUGCAACAUCUGAAGAGGAGGUUUUAUUAGAUGUUUUAAACUGGUCUGAUCUGAGGGAUGAAGCGCGUGAAGGUGGCGGUGGUCGGAGCAGGUGUGGUGGGUUUAUCCGCCGCUGUGUGUGUCGCCGAGAAGCUUCCACAUUGCUGUGUGACCGUUAUCGCUGAGAAGUUCUCACCGGACACCACCGGCGAUGGAGCCGCCGGAAUCCUCCUGGCCAAAGAGUUUCCUGACAUCCCUCUCGAGCGGCAGCGGCGCUGGUUCAAGGAGUCGUUUGAUCAUCUUCUGGCCGUUGCAGAUUCUCCUCGAGCCUCAGACGCCGGCGUGUAUUUGAGCUCCGGGUACCACGUCUUUAAGGAGAUACCGAGCGACAAAAAGCCCUUCUGGUCAGAUUUUGUGUUCGGAUUCAGAUACAUGACGGAUCUUGAAAUGAAGCGUUUCCCGAAUCAUAAGUUCGGUCAGGCGUUCACCACAUUAAAGUGUGAAUGUCUGAGCUACCUGCCAUGGCUAGAAAAAAGAUUAAGAGCGGCUGGAGGUCAGAUCAUACAUGAAAAGGUGACUGAUCUUCAUAAACUGGCCCUGGAUUACGACGCCAUCAUCAACUGCUCAGGCCUCGGCUCUCGUUUUUUGGUAAAAGAUGAAGAGGUCUAUCCGGUACGAGGACAAAUGCUGAAGGUCAGCGCUCCGUGGCUGAAGAACUUCACCCGAGACGGAGAUGGCAAUACCUACAUCUACCCAGGCGUCAGGUACGUCAGCAUCGGAGGCACGCGGCAGGCGGGUGACUGGAGGCUGGAGGCGGAUGAGGAGGACAGCGCGGGCAUCCUGGAGCGCUGCUGUCGGCUGGAACCGUCUCUGCGAGCGGCUCAGGUGAUGGGCGAGUGGGUGGGUCUGCGGCCCGGCCGGGCGAACCCGCGGGUGGAGCGGGAAUAUCUCACGCGGGGCCGCCGGGUGCCUCUGGUGCACAACUACGGUCACGGCAGCUGUGGCGUUACUCUGAGCUGGGGAACGGCGCUGGACGCACUCGAUCUGCUGAGACAGGCUCUGUUUGAAAAUCCUCCUCAAGCCAGGCUGUGACUCCGCUCUAGUCUUAUAGCGAGGCCGCUUUAAACUGAUAUUUUGGCAUGCACUACUGAGGAGAAAUGGCACUUUGAUAUUACUAACUUACUGUUUUUAAAUGAGGUAGAAUUUAUUGUUUAGAGAACAUUUUGAGAUCAAAUUUCAGUUGUUUGUUGUUGCAAGGCAUUCGCUUUCAUAUGCCAGUCUUUUGAAUUUGUUAAAAAUUAAUAUAAAAAAAUAAUAUUAUGCUGGAAGUUUGAAAAUAGUAUUAAAUUUAUGCAGUUCUGUUGCCCUCAACUAAUGAAUGACUGUAUAAUUGUAUAUAAUAUAGUAUAAUUGUCGGUGUAACAUUAAAUAUUUUGACAAGA